This is a messenger RNA of Prunus avium (sweet cherry), 840 nucleotides long. NCBI's taxonomy places the organism in Eukaryota, Viridiplantae, Streptophyta, Magnoliopsida, Rosales, Rosaceae. The record is from RefSeq and is a predicted model, not a curated record.
CUCCAAGAUUUCUUGCAGGUGGAGGGCUCUUCGGACGUCUAUGUGUUAGGGUUUCAGGAAAUUGUUCCUCUAAGUGCUGGAAAUGUUCUAGUGAUUGAGGACAAUGAACCAGCAGCAAAAUGGCUAGCCCUCAUAAACCAAGCACUGAAUAAACCCCAAAACGCAUGCUCCAAUGUGCAUACUUCUUCAGAUUCAUCAAACCAGGGUUCCAACAACAACAACAACACCAAGGAAUCCAAGUCCCCAGGCAGUCUCAACAUCUUCCAGAAGCCUUCUCUAAAAGCUCUCAGAAAAAGCUUCAAAGCAAACAGUAGCCUUCUCAAGUCUUGCAACUGCCCUGUGGAGUAUCCAUACCAAGAAAGGCGGCGGAUAAGAAAGCUCAGUGAUGCUACCAGUGAAUCAGACUCAGCAGCUUCUCUUCGAAGCAUUUAUGGCAGUGAUGGUAGUGUAGAUGAAUUUCUUGCAAUUGCUGGGAUUCAGUCCCCGACUUCCUCUGGCGACAUGAAUUACCGCCUUAUAACAAGCAAGAAGAUGGUAGGGAUUUUCCUAUCGGUUUGGGUUCGAAAAGAGUUGGUUCAUCACAUUGGCCAUCUCAGAGUCUCCACUGUAGGAAGAGGAAUAAUGGGUUGCCUCGGAAAUAAGGGAUGCAUAUCAAUAAGCAUGACAUUGCACCAAACAAGCUUUUGCUUCGUGUGCUGUCACUUGGCUUCCGGGGAGAAGGAAGGUGAUGAGCUCAAGAGGAACGCAGAUGUGACUGAGAUCCUCAAAAGCACACAAUUCCCCAAGAUCUGCAAGAAUCCAAAUCGUCGUCCUUGCGAAAGAAUAACUGAUCAUGAGUAC